This is a messenger RNA of Ceratotherium simum simum (southern white rhinoceros), 4036 nucleotides long. RefSeq names its product glutamate metabotropic receptor 4 (gene GRM4). Gene Ontology annotation, biological process: G protein-coupled receptor signaling pathway. The record is from RefSeq and is a predicted model, not a curated record. NCBI's taxonomy places the organism in Eukaryota, Metazoa, Chordata, Mammalia, Perissodactyla, Rhinocerotidae. Gene Ontology annotation, cellular component: membrane. Gene Ontology annotation, molecular function: G protein-coupled receptor activity.
GAGAAGAGCCUUGGAGCUGUUUUCUCCUUGAUGCCAGGCUACGCCAAGCGAGGAGCACGCUCCUCUUCUCACAGUCAUCCACCAAGAACAGGCCUGCAGGACGUGGGGACCAAGACUAGAGCUUUGCCGUGCCCUGGCCACGCCCUGCCACCUGUCGGCAUGGAUUGUGCUGGCAACUGAGCAUUGCCUGAGAGGCGGGGAGCACCAGCAUGGUUCACCCUGUUGGCUGCCCUCAGCCACCCCGCUGCUGAAGCUGCCCUGGAGAGACUCGUGUGGGCUGCUCUGCCCACGCUCACCCAGGCCAUGGGGCCAGGGGCCUGCCAAGGCUAGGAGUGAGGCCUGCCGUUCAUGGGUCUCUAGGGAUUUCUGAGAUGCCUGGGAAGAGAGGCUGGGGUUGGUGGUGGGCCCGGCUGCCCCUUUGCCUGCUCCUUAGCCUUUAUGGCCCCUGGGUGCCUUCCUCCCUGGGGAAGCCCAAGGGCCACCCCCACAUGAAUUCCAUCCGCAUAGACGGGGACAUCACACUGGGAGGCCUGUUCCCAGUGCACGGCCGGGGCUCAGAGGGCAAGGCCUGCGGAGAACUUAAGAAAGAAAAGGGCAUCCACCGCCUGGAGGCCAUGCUCUUUGCUCUGGAUCGCAUCAACAAUGACCCGGACCUGCUGCCCAACAUCACGCUGGGCGCCCGCAUUCUGGACACCUGCUCCAGGGACACCCAUGCCCUCGAGCAGUCUCUGACCUUUGUGCAGGCGCUCAUCGAGAAGGACGGCACAGAGGUCCGCUGUGGCAACGGUGGCCCGCCCAUCAUCACCAAGCCUGAACGCGUGGUGGGUGUCAUCGGUGCUUCAGGGAGCUCCGUCUCCAUCAUGGUGGCCAACAUCCUUCGCCUCUUCAAGAUCCCCCAGAUCAGCUACGCCUCCACAGCCCCCGACCUGAGUGACAACAGCCGCUAUGACUUCUUCUCCCGCGUGGUGCCCUCGGACACGUACCAGGCCCAGGCCAUGGUGGACAUCGUCCGUGCUCUCAAGUGGAACUACGUCUCCACGCUGGCCUCGGAGGGCAGCUACGGCGAGAGUGGCGUGGAGGCCUUCAUCCAGAAGUCCCGGGAGGACGGGGGCGUGUGCAUCGCCCAGUCGGUGAAGAUACCGCGGGAGCCUAAGACCGGGGAGUUUGACAAGAUCAUCCGGCGCCUCCUGGAGACCUCGAACGCCAGGGCUGUCAUCAUCUUUGCUAAUGAGGAUGACAUCAGGCGUGUGCUGGAGGCGGCACGGAAGGCCAACCAGACGGGCCACUUCUUCUGGAUGGGCUCGGACAGCUGGGGCUCCAAGAUCGCACCUGUGCUGCACCUGGAGGAGGUGGCCGAGGGCGCUGUCACUAUCCUCCCCAAGAGGAUGUCCGUCCGAGGCUUUGACCGCUACUUCUCCAGUCGCACGCUGGACAACAACCGGCGCAACAUCUGGUUUGCCGAGUUCUGGGAGGACAACUUCCACUGCAAGCUGAGCCGCCACGCGCUCAAGAAGGGCAGCCACGUCAGGAAGUGCACCAACCGCGAGCGAAUCGGGCAGGACUCAGCAUACGAGCAGGAGGGGAAGGUGCAGUUUGUGAUCGAUGCCGUGUACGCCAUGGGCCACGCGCUGCACGCCAUGCACCGCGACCUGUGUCCAGGCCGUGUGGGGCUCUGCCCACGCAUGGACCCUGUGGAUGGCACCCAGCUGCUCAAGUACAUCCGCAGUGUCAACUUCUCAGGCAUUGCGGGGAACCCCGUGACCUUCAAUGAGAAUGGAGACGCGCCCGGGCGCUACGACAUCUACCAGUACCAGUUGCGCAACGGCUCUGCCGAGUACAAGGUCAUCGGCUCCUGGACUGACCACCUGCACCUCAGAAUAGAGCGGAUGCACUGGCCGGGGAGUGGGCAGCAGCUGCCCCGCUCCAUCUGCAGCCUGCCCUGCCAGCCGGGCGAGCGGAAGAAGACGGUGAAGGGCAUGCCCUGCUGCUGGCACUGCGAGCCCUGCACUGGGUACCAGUACCAGGUGGACCGCUACACCUGUAAGACGUGUCCCUACGACAUGCGGCCCACAGAGAACCGCACGGGCUGCCGGCCCAUCCCCAUCAUCAAGCUUGAGUGGGACUCACCCUGGGCCGUGCUACCCCUCUUCCUGGCCGUGGUGGGCAUCGCUGCCACGCUCUUCGUGGUGGUCACCUUCGUGCGCUACAAUGACACGCCCAUCGUCAAGGCCUCGGGCCGCGAGCUGAGCUAUGUGCUGCUGGCGGGCAUCUUCCUGUGCUACACCACCACCUUCCUCAUGAUCGCUGAGCCCGAUCUGGGCACCUGCUCUCUGCGCCGCAUCUUCCUGGGGCUGGGCAUGAGCAUCAGCUACGCGGCCCUGCUCACCAAGACCAACCGCAUCUACCGCAUCUUCGAGCAGGGCAAGCGGUCGGUCAGCGCCCCGCGCUUCAUCAGCCCCGCCUCGCAGCUGGCCAUCACCUUCAGCCUCAUCUCCCUGCAGCUGCUGGGCAUCUGCGUGUGGUUUGUGGUGGACCCCUCCCACUCGGUGGUGGACUUCCAGGACCAGCGGACGCUCGACCCCCGCUUCGCCAGGGGUGUGCUCAAGUGCGACAUCUCGGACCUGUCGCUCAUCUGCCUGCUGGGCUACAGCAUGCUGCUCAUGGUCACGUGCACUGUGUACGCCAUCAAGACACGCGGUGUGCCCGAGACCUUCAACGAGGCCAAGCCCAUUGGCUUCACCAUGUACACCACCUGCAUCGUCUGGCUCGCCUUCAUCCCCAUCUUCUUCGGCACCUCGCAGUCAGCAGACAAGCUGUACAUCCAGACAACGACGCUGACGGUCUCGGUGAGUCUGAGCGCCUCGGUGUCCCUGGGGAUGCUCUACAUGCCCAAGGUCUACAUCAUCCUCUUCCACCCGGAGCAGAACGUGCCCAAGCGCAAGCGCAGCCUCAAAGCCGUCGUCACCGCUGCCACUAUGUCCAACAAGUUCACGCAGAAGGGCGGCUUCCGGCCCAAUGGCGAGGCCAAGUCCGAGCUCUGCGAGAACCUCGAGGCCCCGGCGCUGGCCACCAAACAGACCUACGUCAGCUACACCAACCAUGCAAUCUAGCUGGGCCGCCGGAGCCGACCAGGAGGAGGAGGAACCGAGGCCCUUGUGGAUGGCAUGUCGGGCCAGGGCCACUCCCAGGGGCCUAGCUGAUGUCCUGCCUGCCCGUGGGCGCCCACGGACGUGGCUUGGUGCUGAGGACAGCAGAGCCCCGGCGGUCACUGCUGGGCAGCCUGGGCAAGCUGGGCAGGUGACAGAGGAGGAUGAGGGGCGGGGUAGCUUCACGCCACCCCAGGAGCCCGCGUCUUGGACCACGGCCCCUCCCAGCCCCAAACCACAGGGGCUCAGGGUGUGAGGGCCCAAGUGCUGGUUUUCUGUCUCCCUCCGUCUCUGCCUGCCCCACUGGUGACCUCUCAGUCUGUCUCCAUCCCCAUCUUCAUUUUCUCAUUUCUUUGUGUCGCUGCCUUUUUUCUCUGUGUGUCUCUGUCCCUCUGCACUCUCUGCUUUUUCUGCGUCGUCUUCUUUCUGCUUCUGCCUCCCCUCAGUCUCCAUCUCCAGGUCUCUCCCGUUUUUCUCUUGUGAUCCACCUGGGUCUCUCCUCUUGUGCAUUUUUCUUCCUGUCCUCGGCCCCCUCCUCGCCUUCACUUACAUCCAGCCUUUGCUCCCUUUCCCGGCCAUCCUUUCCUAAUUCACCAAAUCGUACAUGUCACAAAAGAGAAAAAAGGAAAAAAAAAAAUCAAAACACAAAAAAGCCAAAACAAAAAUCUCAAGUGUGUUGCAAAGUGCUGCGUCCUCCUGGUGGCCUCUGUGUGUGUCCCCGUGGCCCGCAGCCUGCCCGCCUGCCCCCGCCCGUCUGCCGUGUGUCCUGCCCGCCUGCCCCUCCUGCCGAUGACACGGAGUUCAGUGCCUGGGUGUCUGGUGAUGGUUACUGAUGACAAUGUGUAGCGCAUGAUUGUUUUUAUACCAAGAACAUUUCUAAUAAAAAUAAA